AUGCGGUCUCAGCUUCUUUGCGCCGCUGCGCGCUCCCGGAAGCUCCUGUCGUCCUCUGCAACACGAUCAUUUGCCUCAUCAGCAAGACGACCGGCCGAAGUUGAACUCACAAUAGAUGGAAAGAAAGUGUCAAUAGAAGCUGGGUCGGCCUUGAUCCAAGCUUGUGAAAAGGCCGGUGUUACGAUCCCCAGAUUCUGCUAUCACGAAAAACUCCUCAUUGCCGGUAAUUGUCGUAUGUGCCUUGUCGAAGUUGAACGAGUUCCCAAACCGGUGGCAUCCUGCGCGUGGCCCGUCCAACCCGGUAUGGUUGUCAAAACAAAUUCACCCAUGACACACAAAGCAAGAGAAGGUAUCAUGGAAUUCCUCCUCGCCAACCACCCUCUAGAUUGCCCCAUCUGCGACCAAGGUGGCCAGUGUGAUUUACAGGAUCAAUCAAUGAGAUAUGGUGCAGACAGAGGUCGCUUCCACGAAAUUACUGGCAAGCGUGCGGUGGAGGAUAAAAACAUCGGCCCCUUGAUCAAGACUUCGAUGAACAGAUGUAUUCACUGUACAAGAUGUGUCCGAUUUGCCAACGAAAUUGCUGGAGCCCCGGAAUUGGGAUCUACAGGAAGAGGCAAUGGUCUGGAGAUUGGUACAUACCUCGAAAGAAAUCUGGAUACAGAGUUGUCAGGCAACGUGGCCGACUUGUGUCCAGUUGGUGCGCUGCUGCCCAAGCCUGGCGCUUUCAGCUUCAGACCUUGGGAGCUCACCAAAUUUGAAUCCAUUGACGUUCUGAACGCGAUGGGUUCGAAUAUCAGAGUCGAUGCAAGAGGUCUGGAGGUAAAGAGAAUUCUACCCAGGCUGAACGACGACAUCAACGAAGAAUGGAUUGAUGAUAAGCAGCGAUUCGCCCUGGAUGGAUUGAAGACACAGAGAUUGACAACACCACUCAUCCGAAAAGACGGCCAAUUUCAGCCCGCCACAUGGGAACAGGCUUUGACUGAAAUCGGCAAUGCUUACCACAAGCUUAAGCCUGCGGAGAACGAAUUUAAAGCGAUUGCUGGACACCUCAUGGAGGUCGAAUCGCUAGUCGCUAUGAAGGAUCUUGCCAACAAAUUGAACUCGGAGAACCUUGCUCUUGAUCAACCCCGUGGAAACGAGCCAAUUGCUCAUGGGGUUGAUGUCCGCGCAAACUACCUCUUCAACUCGAAGAUCUUCGGUGUUGAAGACGCAGAUUGCAUGCUCAUCAUCGGCAGCAACCCGAGAUGGGAGGCAGCUGUAUUAAACGCCAGAAUCCGAAAGCAGUGGAUGCGCUCACCGAUUGACAUCGGCUUCAUUGGCGAAGACUUCAAGAGUACCUUCCAGUACAACAAUCUUGGCCAGGACGCCGCCGCCGUGAAGAAGGCUUUGUCGGGAGAAUUUGGCAAGAAGUUGGCUUCUGCGAAGAAGCCCAUGAUCAUCCUCGGUAGCGCCGUUGCUGAACAUCCUGAUGCUGCAUCCAUCUUCGAGACCGUGGGAGCCUUUGUUGAAAAGCACCAAGCCAACUUUAACACCUCCGAGUGGCAAGGCUACAACGUCCUCCAGCGUGCGGCGUCGAGAGCUGGUGCAUACGAAGUUGGCUUCGUCACGCCAUCAAAGAAAGUUGCUGAUACUAAAGCUAAGAUUGUCUGGCUGCUGGGUGCAGAUGAGAUUUCCGAGUCAGACAUUCCCAAGGACGCAUUUGUUGUUUACCAAGGUCACCACGGCGAGACUGGCGCUCAGCUGGCUGAUGUCAUUCUACCUGCAGCUGCCUAUACCGAGAAAUCGGGUACAUAUGUCAACACGGAAGGUCGGGUACAAAUUACUCGCACCGCUGUCUCACUACCUGGCGCCGCCAGAACUGACUGGAAGAUUAUUCGUGCCGCUUCAGAAUUCCUCGGGGUACCUUUACCCUACGACGACCUGGAAGUAUUGAGAGACCGCAUGGAGGAGAUCAGCCCAACGCUCAGACGAUAUGAUCACGUUGAACAGAGCGCUCUCUCGAGUUUGAGCAAGGUUCAACUUGUCGAUGCACACAAGGGAGCCAAGGCGACCAAUGAGCCAUUGAAGAACCCCAUCAAGGACUUUUACCAGACCGAUGUCAUUUCAAGAAGUUCGCCUACCAUGGCCCGUUGCUCUGCAGCCAAGGAGAGCGGCGACCCUAACACAAACUACCUUGCACCCGGCGAGCCCGAGGCUCGAGUUUCCUACGGAUGA
Exophiala spinifera is the source of this 2214-nucleotide messenger RNA. Its product is annotated as NADH-ubiquinone oxidoreductase 78 kDa subunit, mitochondrial. Gene Ontology annotation, cellular component: membrane. The transcript has 3 exons. Bases 1 to 2214 code for a protein of 737 amino acids. Gene Ontology annotation, biological process: ATP synthesis coupled electron transport. Lineage: Eukaryota; Fungi; Ascomycota; Eurotiomycetes; Chaetothyriales; Herpotrichiellaceae. Gene Ontology annotation, molecular function: iron-sulfur cluster binding; NADH dehydrogenase (ubiquinone) activity. The record is from RefSeq and is a predicted model, not a curated record.